Messenger RNA from Manduca sexta (tobacco hornworm), 3076 nucleotides. Its product is annotated as zinc transporter ZIP1. Gene Ontology annotation, molecular function: zinc ion transmembrane transporter activity. The transcript has 5 exons. Bases 125 to 1114 code for a protein of 329 amino acids. Gene Ontology annotation, cellular component: plasma membrane. NCBI's taxonomy places the organism in Eukaryota, Metazoa, Arthropoda, Insecta, Lepidoptera, Sphingidae. The record is from RefSeq and is a predicted model, not a curated record. Gene Ontology annotation, biological process: zinc ion transmembrane transport.
CAGGAAGUUCAGUCGAGUGAUUACUGAUUGAGGAGACGGCGCGUCGCUUGCGCACGAUUCCGCUAACCUACGCGUAUUAAUAUUUUUUUAAAACAUAAUUUAACGAAAUUUAUUUGUAGUAACAAUGGACGGAAAUAUAGACGCAAAUGUCCUAACAGCUAAGAUAGUGACCAUGGUAAGCUUGUUCAGCAUAUCCAUGGUAAUUGGCAGUUUGCCACUUCUGAUAUCUUUGAAAUUUGACUGGUUUACAAAAUCAAAUGACCCAAACUUAAGGUCUUCAAACCAGCUAGUUAUGGGGCUUUUGGCGUUUGGAGGUGGUGUUCUAUUUGCAACCACAUUUAUGCAUUUACUACCAGAAGUUGACAAAAACAUUCACGCGCUACAAGCGACUGGAGAUCUUGCUGAAAUGCCGAUCUUCUUCGCCGGGCUGAUCAUGUGUGGUGGAUUCUUCAUGAUGUACUUAGUAGAAGAGCUAGUUCACUUAUAUAUUAACAGCCGACAAAACAAGACCGCUGUCGCAAAUGGCACAGAACCUUUUGAUUUAAGGCGAAGAGAUGAGGAAUCUGACUUGCCAGAAGUUCAGCAAAAUAAAGAAGCAGAAUGCUCGUCUCGUAAAGGACAUAGCCAUUUGGUAUUAGACUCAUCUGUAGAAGACUCAGUCAUGUCAGCAUUAAGAGGAUUGUUGAUCGUACUUGCUCUGUCGAUACACGAAUUGUUUGAAGGUCUUGCAGUUGGUUUGGAAUCGUCGGUUGCGAAUGUGUGGUACAUGUUUGGAGCGGUGUCUGCCCAUAAAUAUAUUAUCGCAUUUUGCAUUGGAGUGGAACUGUUAGCUGCAGGGACGAAGAAAUGGCUGUCCGUCGUGUAUAUAUUUACUUUCUCGUUCGUAUCAGCGUUGGGCAUCGGCAUUGGUAUACUGUUAGUGGGAGGUUCGGGCGCUGCAGAUUCCGGAAUCUACUCUGUUAUUUUACAGGGUUUGGCGUGUGGUACUCUACUCUACGUGGUAUUCUUCGAAAUUUGGCGUCGCAGCAGUGGUCUACUACAAUUUGUCUGCUCUCUCCUUGGUUUUGCAGUUAUGCUGUCAAUAGAGGUGGUUGUGGAAACGAUUCUUCAAUAAUGCUUCCAAAAUAUUUCGCCAAGUCAAGAAGAUGACAAGUAUCCUAUCUAGUUCUAUUGGACAGCGUUUUGUGAAAACCAUAUUUCCGAAAUCAUUUUUGGUUAGUGGUUAAACUAAACAGUAUUUUGUUUCUUUGUCUUAAAACAAGAAUGAUUAAUUAAAACAUGGUAUUAAUGAUCAAUCCCCUGAGGGAAUAGCUUAAAAUAUCUGAAAAUGUCUCAAAGGAUGAAAAUAAAAACAUGAAUGUAUUAAUUAGAUUUAAAUACUUACUGCACGUACACAUUGAGAGGUUUCUUAAAAAAUCAGUUAUUAUAAUCGACUUUUCUGUUAUAAAAAACUUGGUAAUAUUGCACAAAGAAUGAAUUGUUAUUUAUUUAUACGUCACAAGUUUUACAUGUAUUGUAACAUCUUACUUUAUCGAGUUGAAUUUAUUUUAGUCUGAUACGAUUUUCUACUACUAAAGCAAAUCUUUCUUCAAUGUAACUACUACAUAGACAGAGUAGCACACAUACGUGUACCAUUUUGUGCUGUUAUGAAUGCACACAUAACUAAAUCUCAAACAUUUGACUGUCAAGCACGCUAAUCUGUCAAAUAUAAAACUUUUUAUAAAUGUAAGCAUGAAGCAUUUGAUCCUAUACUAUGGCUUAAAGGAAAGAGAUUAUACAAUCCGAGACCUUAAUGCGUGACAAAGUUUUCAAAUGUUUAAGUCGUAUUAUUUCCUAAGUACCUUAAAUAAUGUUAGCGACAUAAGAGUUAUUUUUUAUUUACCUCAGUAGCCAAACGCGCAAGCGGUUGUCCUGAUGAAAUUCAGCAUACAUGGGCUCUAGCUAUGUCAAUGUCAUAGCCCAAUUGAUUAAACCCCACGAACCCUUAGCCCAUAACUGUACAAAAACGCUUUUUUUAAGUCAAUUGUGGUAUUUGUUUCAUAUUUCUGUUAUAUUUAAAUUUACCUGCUGUUAUAUACAUAUAUAUUCGAUUUGUAACAUAAUUAUGAAAAUGGUUGUUAAUAGAGAUGAAAAAGACUGUAAAUAUUAUAUAUAAUGUAAUAGCUGUAUUCUAUAGCACAAUUUUGUAUAGUUAAAGGUAUCUUACCACAAAUAUAUGUUACUUAAGUAAUAUAGACCAGGCGCUGGAGAGAGUUGAGUGUGCAAAAUAUGUUGACCGAAUUCUGUGAAUAAUUUUAGUUGAAAUCAUACUCUUAUAGGGAUGCGAACUUAGAAAAUCUUGCAGAUUAUGAUUCUGGAUGUUGUCACGAGAUUUGCUAGUCUAUUUAUUUUUAUACCCCACUCUCUUAUAUAUCAGGUAAAUUGCGCCUGCACUGAUAGUCAAGUGCGAGAAAAGCAACUAUUGUUGACGAUGUUUUGUAUAAAGUACAGAAAAGUAGGUACCUAACAGUCAUGUUGUUUUCCCAUUAGGUUUAAAGAAAUAUAAUAUUAGAUGUAAUGAAUGCGUUGUCGUAAACCUGUCGUAAAUUCAACCACAAUGUCAGUAAUGAGACUUAAUUGGAAAUAUGUGUAUAGUUCGAGAUUGUCGACAUGUUUUAAAACUAAUUGGUAUUAACACCCUAAUAACUAUCUAAUAUUAUUCGAAAUUACUUGAAACUGUUAUGAAAUUAAAAGAUUAAAGACUUUUCCUAUUCUAAAAACCAUUAAGUAGACGUAAGGAAGUUGUUAACUAUGACAUGAAUUAUAACUAAAGCCUCAUUUAGACGAAUCAAUUAUAUCAAUCGACGGAUCAAUAUAACCAUGAUAAUGCAAUUAUAAUACUAGCUAUAUUCAUAUUUUGAAUAUAGCUAUAUAGAGCCUGAUACGUCAACGUGGGCGAAAAUCCUUUCGUCAUUGUUCAAUAGCGUACGAUUAUUGCUAGCAAUAAUUGAUCCAUCUCAAUGAGCCUAAGUAUAUAAUUCGCUGCUUUGUCAUAUACCUGUUGUGAAUUUAUUCAAUAAAUUAUGUUAUUGCAUCU